AUGUUUCGCUUCACCGACACCUCCGACCUCUCCCGCCGGUGCGUCUGGGUCAACGGCCCCGUCAUCGUCGGCGCCGGUCCCUCCGGCCUGGCUGUUGCCGCCGGACUCUACCAGCAAGGCGUCCCCUACGUCGUCCUCGAACGUGCCGACUGCAUCGCCUCCCUCUGGCAAAACCGCACCUACGACCGCCUCAAACUCCACCUCCCCAAGCAAUUCUGCCAGCUCCCCGACUUCCCCUUCCCCGACCACUACCCGGAAUACCCCUCUAAGCGACAAUUCGUCGAAUACCUCGAAUCCUACGCAGCCACAUUCAAUAUCCGUCCCCAAUUCAACGAGUGUGUCCUCUCCGCCAGGUACGACCCGACCUGCCGCCUCUGGAGGGUCCAGACUCCGGCGGCCGAGUACCUCUGCCAGUGGCUAGUCGUCGCCACCGGCGAGAAUGCCGAGCGCGUCGACCCGGAGAUCGAGGGUUUGGGUGAAUUUUCCGGCGAGGUCCUCCACGCGUGCGACUACAAAUCCGGCGAGGGCUUCAGGGGGAAAAAAGUGCUUGUUGUCGGCUGCGGAAACUCCGGCAUGGAGGUCUCCCUCGACCUCUGCAACCACAACGCCGAGCCAUCCAUGGUUGUUCGCAGCUCGGUCCAUGUUUUGCCGAGGGAGAUUUUCGGAAAAUCGACUUUCGAGCUGGCCAUGUUCAUGUUGACGUGGCUGCCACUGUGGCUAGUGGACCGGGUCUUGCUGGUGCUGUCAUGGAUGAUCCUCGGUAACACCGAGAAAUACGGGCUCAAGAGGCCCAAUGACGGCCCACUACAGCUCAAGAACACUCAGGGGAAGACCCCUGUUCUCGAUAUAGGUGCAUUGGCGAAAAUUCGAUCGGGGCAAAUCAAUGUGGUCCCGGGAAUUAAGAAGUUCACGGGCAGCUCGGUCGAACUCGAGAACGGUCAGAAUCUUGAAAUCGACUCGGUUAUUCUUGCCACCGGUUACCGUAGCAAUGUGCCAUAUUGGCUUCAGGAAACCGAGUUUUUCGCGAAGAAUGGAUUUCCGAAAACGCCCUUCCCAAACGGGUGGAAAGGAAAUGGCGGACUGUACGCGGUCGGGUUCACGAGGAAAGGGCUAUCGGGUGCUUCGGCUGAUGCCGUGAAAAUAUCGAGAGACAUUGCCAAAGCUUGGAAGGACGAUGUGAAGCAGAAGAAGCAGAAAGUGCCGACUCAUCGGAGGUGUAUAUCGACGUUUUGA
Messenger RNA from Striga hermonthica, 1233 nucleotides. The record is from the annotation of a GenBank genome assembly. Lineage: Eukaryota; Viridiplantae; Streptophyta; Magnoliopsida; Lamiales; Orobanchaceae.